CUCUACAUUCCCCAGAACCACCGAACCUGCUCCGCCCCAUGUCCGCUCCUCUCACUUGUCUUGAAAACAAAAGCAUCUUUGGCUGAACGCUUUCCGUCGCCGCCACUGGAUUGUUCGUUGGUGAGUUCGGGACGGAACCAUGGAGUUGUCGGAUAUCUCUUUCCCGAUCCCCGCCGCUGACGACUUCUACGACGACCCCUGCUUCAACACCAGCGACAUGCACUUUUUCGAGGACCUGGACCCGCGGCUGGUGCACGUGGGCCUGCUGAAGCCCGACGACUCCUCCUCUUCGUCCUCGUCCUCGCCUUCCUCCUCCUCCUCCUCCCCGUCGUCCCUGCUGCACCUCCACCACAACGCAGAGGGCGACGACGACGAGCACGUCCGCGCCCCCAGCGGGCACCACCAGGCGGGCCGCUGCCUGCUCUGGGCCUGCAAGGCCUGCAAGCGGAAGACCACCAACGCGGACCGGCGGAAGGCGGCCACGCUGCGCGAGCGCCGGCGGCUCAGCAAAGUCAACGACGCCUUCGAGACCCUGAAGCGCUGCACGACGGCGAACCCCAACCAGAGGCUCCCGAAGGUGGAGAUCCUGCGUAACGCCAUCAGCUACAUCGAGUCCCUGCAGGCGCUGCUGCGCGGCGGCCAGGAGGACGGCUUCUACCCGGUGCUCGAGCACUACAGCGGGGACUCGGACGCCUCCAGCCCCCGGUCCAACUGCUCCGACGGCAUGGCGGAUUUUAACGGACCCACCUGUCAGUCGACCAGAAGAGGAAGUUAUGACAGCAGCUCCUAUUUCUCCGAGACGCCGAACGGUGGUCUGAAAAGUGAGCGGAGCUCGGUGGUCUCCAGUCUGGACUGUCUGUCCAGCAUCGUGGAGCGGAUCUCCACCGACAACAGCAGCCUGCUGCCAGCUGCCGACGGCCCUGGCUCCCCGGCCCCGGAUCCAGCCGGUGAGACGCCGGCCCCAGGGCCCCAGAUCCCCUCCCAGAACACCAGCCAGGACCCCAGUCUGAUCUACCAAGUGCUAUAGGCCCUUACACACGGUCAUCCACUGGGACACUGACCCGUCACACAUCCAUCACAGUGAAAACAUUAUUUAUGCUGAGUAUUCACAACCGGUUUGCUUUUUAUUUUUUAAACAAUAUAUCUUAGAAUUUUUCUCAGUAUUUUUACCACAACCAAUUAAAUUUAACUUUUUGCCAAACUCAUGGAAGCUCACUCCUCCCAGAAAAAACCCAUUAAGAUUUAUUUGUUGCUACACGUGCUUACUAUUAUUUGUAGAAAGUACCAACCACCGUCUUCAUCAUCAGGAACUUCUAUGUAUACAUUUUUAAUGAUUUUGUAGUAUGAGAAGAUGUGUUAAAAAGUCUAAAAUUGGUUAUUACAAGGGCUGCAACUUAAUUUAGUCUUAAUUCAAUACUUGUAAAAUAAGGAAUGAUAAAAGCUGAGCAUCACACUCCACGAACCACUGGACAGUAAUAUUAUGCUGUAAAUAAGUACAGUUAUAGCCUGGAAGUAGCUAUAUAAAAGACAUUUUUCUGAUGUGAUUAUACUUUAUAAAUUAUGAUGUUAGAUUCUUAGGAAUAAUUUUCCACUUCACUUGUAUAAUAAGCCCCAGAUUUAUUGUUUAAGGGGCAAACGUUUAGGUUAAACCUUGAAAAUAUUUAAAACAACUGUUUUACUGGUAAAUACAAUCCAGUUCAAUUCUUGCUGUAUUUUGGUUUAAUUUUAAUUUAUGAAGAAAUAUUUUAAGGCUCAGCUGUAUCAUAUGUCAGAUGGAUUUUUUCUCCUUUUCUGUGUCUGGAGGCCAGAAACCAUCCAUUUACAUUCCUCCACUUUCAUCCAUCUGAAGACCUAAAAGCCCCAGCUGUUGUUUUCCGUCAGGAAGAAAUAACUACAGUUACCAUGUGAGGUAUUUUAGAAAGUAUAGCAAAAAACCCACAAAUUUCCACAGUGAAACAUUUAGUUUAUGGGGAGUGUUGCUGUAUUUUCCCCAUAAGGUUCAAGCUUCCUUUUUAUCAAUUAAAGAUUCAGAUUUUCAUUCUCUGCAGCAGAGGACCAUUAUCUCUUUCUGUACAUACUGUGUAAAUAAGAGCUGAUUUCUUCCAACUGAAAGUAUUAAUUAUGUAUUUAAUGUUUCUGUCUGUAUGUGCUUAUGUUUGUUGUGAAAAAUGUUAAACUUUAUAUUUAUACAUUUGAAAACUGAGUGACAGUCUAAUGACGAAUAAAUGAACCUGCUUAUUUAUAAAAAAAGUCUACUUUUUCAUUUUAAUAAUAUUAUGUUUGAAUUUAUUUCAUCAUUAAACAUUUCCUAUUUAAGUUUAUGAAUAAGUCAAUGUUUAUUUGAAUUAAAAGGUAAAAGCAAUGCAUUAAGUAUUUAUACAGCUUCGAUUAAAAAGGAAUAAAAUACUUUACAGAGAAUCUCAA
Messenger RNA from Betta splendens (Siamese fighting fish), 2424 nucleotides. It is a transcript of the gene myod1, whose product is annotated as myogenic differentiation 1. The record is from RefSeq and is a predicted model, not a curated record. Gene Ontology annotation, molecular function: RNA polymerase II cis-regulatory region sequence-specific DNA binding; protein dimerization activity; DNA-binding transcription factor activity, RNA polymerase II-specific. Lineage: Eukaryota; Metazoa; Chordata; Actinopteri; Anabantiformes; Osphronemidae. The coding region runs from base 140 to 1027 and encodes 295 amino acids. Gene Ontology annotation, biological process: muscle organ development; positive regulation of myoblast differentiation; regulation of transcription by RNA polymerase II. The transcript is spliced from 3 exons.